Anopheles stephensi (Asian malaria mosquito) is the source of this 1951-nucleotide messenger RNA. RefSeq lists its product as uncharacterized. Bases 786 to 1850 code for a protein of 354 amino acids. The transcript is spliced from 3 exons. Gene Ontology annotation, molecular function: nucleic acid binding. The record is from RefSeq and is a predicted model, not a curated record. NCBI's taxonomy places the organism in Eukaryota, Metazoa, Arthropoda, Insecta, Diptera, Culicidae.
AUCAAAAGCCACUACCAUCUUUUUACAAGCCAUGUUGACGUGAGAAAUCUAUUGUCUUUUCUAAAAUAUUUAUUUUUCUUCUAAAAUCUUAAUACAGGGUUCACCGAUAGAUAGCAUACGGCGAGCAUACCUUAGCGGUUCGCGCAAACGUUUAAGAUAUCUGCGGCCAUCGAUAGCGAUUCGCAUGUACAAUUAGCGACUGGCCCAAAAUGGAUAGCGAUUCGCGUGCACACUUUAGUGAAUGUCAGAAUUCGGCGCGGUUUGAAAAUAAAGGUUUAUAUGACCCAGGUUGAGGAGUCGAGAUUGGAAAAAAAUCGUUUAAAUUUCGUUUUUUAUGUAAUUGGAAAGUUGUUGCGCACAAAAGUGAUGUGAAAAUUAAUGUUCAUUAUUAUAAAGCAUAAAUUUAUUGAUUUUCUGCGUUGGUUAAAAAAAUAAUAACAAAACUAUGUGAAACAUGAGAAGAACAGCCAUGUGGAGAUUUCAAACAUGGACGUAUAUACACGAAUUCAAAACUGAUGCGAUCUGGAAAAAAAAAUCCGUUCAGGUAAUGAAAAUAUUUAGCAUAUUGGUCCAGCAACCGAAGCGUUCACAGUUUUACCAAGCGAUUAACAAUCAGAGCAUCAUUUGCGGUUUCAUUAUACAUUCCUUCGUUGUUUUUGGUUUUGGCAAUCAUCCUUUUAAAGGUGUUUGGCUACGAUAGGAGCUCUUGCUUGUUGAAGUGCGCCCGUGCAACAUUUUUAUUGUCGGUAAAUUUGUUUUAUUAACGCACCGUGAAAGAAUACAAUAUGAAUUCCAGCCAAAGCUCUGUACAAGAGGAAAAUGCAAGCAGCGCUAUGCAAGCACCUCGCCGCCGAAAAACUACCAGCAACGAAGAUAGAGAGCGCGUGGUAACGGCGUAUGAAAACGGAGCCACUGCAGCUACGAUUAGCGAAAUGUUUAAUUUGAAAAAACCGACUGUCCAUGGUAUCAUCAAAAAAUACCAAAACCAAUGGCAAAUCGAGGCAAAGAAGCGUGGUGGCAACAGAUCUAAACUAUUGUCGCAGCAAGCCGUAAAUGAUGUUCGGAACUGGAUCGACGAGGACUGCACGGUGACGCUUAAAGCACUCGCAGAGAAAGUGUUCGAACAACACGGUGUUCGAGUUUCGUCCACAACCAUAGCGAGGGAAAUAAAAGGAUUCAACUACUCUCUGAAGAUGGUCAAACUGUUACCGGAGCGACGCAACACACCAACGACUGUCGAAGAAAGGAAACAUUACGCUACACAAUUUUAUGAAAUUGCGCGCGGAAUUCCGGAUAAUGGAUUAAUCUAUUUAGACGAAGUAGGAUUUAACGUCAGUAUGCGUACGCUAAAAGGACGAUCGCAGAGAGGAACACCGGCCACCAUCACCGUUCCACAGUUAAGGACUAGGAACAUCUCCAUCAUUUGUGCUAUGCAUCGGUACGGCGUGCUGCUUUACACCACACACACUCGAUCCGUAAACCGUGAACGGUUUAUACAGUUUAUUGAAGAACUAAAGCAAACCCUGCGAUCGAAGAACAUUAACAGCAGCUACUUCAUAAUGGAUAAUGUAGCUUUCCACAAAACACCCGCAGUAAGAGUUGCAAUCGGAAAUGAUAGCGACAAACCUUUAUAUCUACCACCCUACUCACCAUUCCUUAAUCCUAUUGAAAAUCUUUUCAGCCAGUGGAAGAAUUUUGUGAGGCGAAGCAAUCCUUCAAAUGAGGAUCAAUUGAUGGAAGCGAUUCGGAAUGGAUCCAGGCUAAUAACCGCACAGGAUUGCGAUGGCUACAUUUCGAAUAUGUGGCAAUACAUGUCCCGUUGUUUGAGGGGCGAAGAAAUUUUAGAUUAAGUUAUGUAUAAAUAUAUAUAAGAUUACAAAGUAAGAUUUUAGUUUUAAUGUGUAACAUAUUGUACUGACGAUUCUUAAAAAGAUGAAAUGUAAAUAAUGCU